Messenger RNA from Umbelopsis ramanniana AG, 1096 nucleotides. RefSeq lists its product as uncharacterized. The coding region runs from base 83 to 925 and encodes 280 amino acids. The transcript has 4 exons. The record is from RefSeq and is a predicted model, not a curated record. Gene Ontology annotation, molecular function: C-4 methylsterol oxidase activity; iron ion binding. NCBI's taxonomy places the organism in Eukaryota, Fungi, Mucoromycota, Umbelopsidomycetes, Umbelopsidales, Umbelopsidaceae. Gene Ontology annotation, biological process: ergosterol biosynthetic process.
UAAGCAGAACUAUCGCCGAUUCUCGUGCUUACCGUCAACAUCUUUCACUCAUUCAUAUCCAUCUACAGUGUAUUGAUCAACAAUGAACGCAACUUCCUAUGACAAUUUGUCCUGGGCUGAAAAGCACUGGUCUGAAAUGUACGAAGGCCGCAACGAAAUCGUCGUUACCGGAAUGGCCGCAUUCGUGAUGCACGAAGUUGUCUACUUUGCACGCUACCUCCCCUUUUUCAUUUGCGAUUUCAUUCCCGCUUUCCAGAAGUACAAGCUUCAACCGGAAAAGGUCAAUGUUAGCGCUGAUUACUGGAAGUGCGUCCGCCAAGUCUUGUUCUGCCAUUUCUGCUUUGAACUGCCCAUGAUUUUCUUCUUCCACCCUAUGGGUCACUUGUUUGGCAUGAAGAUUACCGAGGUUCCUUUCCCUAGUUGGCAAACAAUGGCCAUCCAAAUCUGUGUUUUCUUCUUCUUUGAGGAUUUCUGGCAUUACUGGGCUCACCGUGCUCUUCACUAUGGCCCACUUUACAAGCACAUUCACAAGCUUCAUCACGACUACUCGGCUCCAUUUGGCAUGGCCGCUGAAUAUGCUCAUCCUGUCGAAACUAUGGUGCUUGGUUUGGGAACUGUUGCUGUGCCUCUUAUCUGGCUUAUGAUUACCAAGGACUUGCACAUCAUCACCAUGUUCGCUUGGAUUGUUCUUCGUCUUUUCCAAGCCAUUGAUGCUCACAGUGGUUACGACUUCCCUUGGUCCCUUCGUCAACUCCUGCCUUUCUGGGCUGGUAGCGAACACCACGAUGCUCAUCACCAACUGUUCAUCACCAACUACUCUAGCUCUUUCAGAUGGUGGGAUUACAUUUUCGGUACUGAUAUCAAGUACCGAAACCUUCGCAAGCGUCAAGCCUUGGCCAAGGCAAAGGCUGCUAAGGUCAAUUAGAACUGACUAGCUACCUAUCCCAUUUCCUUUUUAUUGCAUGCCAGGGCCCACUCUCAUCCUGACCAGUAUAUAAUUUUGCUUUGUUUCUCUAUAGAUCGGCUCUUACUUGGCUGUAAAGCUCUUAAUAAUACAUGAUAUAUUUUUAUUCAUUGACGGUAUAUGUUGCUAAGG